AACUGUGACCGAUAAGAGCAAAAGAGAGAGAGAGACAGAGAGUGAUUCACAAGGACGAGAGCUCCUUCCCGCAAAGCAAUGCCUGCCAUCACCUGAAUUCCAUGCUCUUUUUCCAUUUCUUCACAUUGCUUUCGUCCCUUUCACUGUCUCUGCCUAUGAAUUUUCAAGAUCUUCAACGGCAACGCUUUAUCUGAGAUACGUUUUUUAAGAGGAAUGCUUGAUCCGGCCUGAAAUAUUCGAUUGUUUAGUUUUUUCUGCUUCAUUUUCUCCCAUUGCAUUAUCGAAGGCUUAGGACGUCUAUGUUAUUUGCUUAAUCAGAAGUUGGAUUUUAGGUUGAUUUUCAGAGAGCAUGGCGUCAUGGGAUCAAAUGGGGGAACUGGCCAAUGUGGCGCAGUUGACUGGCGUAGAUGCUGUGCGAUUGAUUGGGAUGAUUGUAAGGGCUGCAAGCACUGCGCGGAUGCAUAAGAAAAACUGCAGGCAGUUUGCACAGCAUUUGAAGUUGAUUGGGAACUUGCUGGAGCAGCUCAAGAUCUCAGAGCUGAAGAAGUACCCAGAAACUAGGGAGCCUCUGGAGCAGCUGGAAGAUGCCCUUAGAAGGUCUUACAUAUUGGUCAAUAGUUGCCAGGACCGUAGCUACCUUUAUUUGCUGGCUAUGGGCUGGAACAUUGUUUACCAAUUCAGGAAGGCUCAGAAUGAGAUUGAUAGAUACUUGCGUCUCGUUCCUCUCAUUACACUUGUGGAUAAUGCUCGAGUCAGGGAGAGACUUGAAGUUAUUGAGAUGGAUCAACGUGAAUACACAUUGGAUGAUGAGGACCAAAAGGCACAGACUGUUAUUUUCAAACCUGAGCCUGACAAAGAUGACACUGCAGUGCUGAAGAAAACUCUUUCCUGCUCUUACCCCAACUGUUCUUUUACUGAAGCGCUUAAAAAAGAAAAUGAAAAACUUAAAUUAGAGCUACAACGGUCGCAAGCAAGUUUGGAUAUGAAUCAGUGUGAAGUCAUUCAACGUUUAUUAGAUGUCACAGAAGUUGCAGCUUAUUCUCUUCCAGAGAAAUGCUCACCAGGGAAAAGUCAUAAGAAAGAGGAAUACAGUCACCCUGAUGCCAACAGUGACAAGGAUCAUUCAUCUGAUGAAAAAUACCAUGCAAAAAUUGACAAGCAUUCCCCAUCAAGAUAUUCAGUUGCACAAAAGGAUCUACUGUCAACUGGAGGUUCAUAUCAGCAGGAAGAUUGGCAUACUGAUUUACUUGCAUGUUGUUCUGAACCAUCUCUUUGUUUGAAGACAUUCUUCUAUCCUUGUGGAACAUUUUCAAAGAUUGCUACUGUUGCAACGAACAGGCCCAUAUCCUCUGGGGAAGCAUGUAAUGAGUUGAUGGCAUAUUCAUUAAUUUUGUCUUGUUGUUGCUAUACUUGCUGCGUAAGGAGGAAGCUUCGGAAGAUGUUGAACAUCACAGGUGGCUUUAUUGAUGAUUUUCUCUCUCAUUUGAUGUGCUGCUGCUGUGCCCUUGUGCAAGAAUGGAGAGAAGUGGAGAUCCGUGGGAUUAGUGGUCCUGAGAAGACCAAAACAAGCCCUCCGCCCUCUCAAUAUAUGGAAUCUUAAAUUAACAAAUGAGUCAUUUGGUUGUUUAGGGAUUCAAGGGUCCUUGAAGACCAUAUUAAAUAGAGGCUACUUGGCUGUUAGAAUUCUCACAGGAAGGCAGGAAUUAUGUAUUUUUAUUCUCACCGCACCUGGCCUC
Messenger RNA from Abrus precatorius (Indian licorice), 1736 nucleotides. RefSeq names its product protein MID1-COMPLEMENTING ACTIVITY 1-like. Gene Ontology annotation, biological process: cell surface receptor signaling pathway. The transcript has 9 exons. Lineage: Eukaryota; Viridiplantae; Streptophyta; Magnoliopsida; Fabales; Fabaceae. The record is from RefSeq and is a predicted model, not a curated record. Bases 350 to 1600 code for a protein of 416 amino acids.